AUGCUCACUCUUUCAACUCCAGUCCCUCUCUGCCUGAGUCUCCUCCUCUUUCUGUCAUACCACUCCCCUGUCCUCUCCUGUCAGACUGGGACCCGCAGCCAGUGUGUGUCCGCUCCCUUCGUACCAGGUUACAACCUGGCUGGGGAGGGCUUCGAUGUGGUCACCCUGCGACGGAAAGGAGCCUACACGGUCGACGUGAGGACCUACCUCACCCCAGAAGGCACCUGUACUCUCUGCUCCAACCCUCUUCAAGGCAACAGGCUGCAGAAACUGCCAGUCUCUGCAGUGGACUGGCGUGUAUUCACCCACUGCAGUACUAAUCUCUACAGCAGUGCUCACACCUCUGUCAGCUCACUGCUUCGGACAUACACCAACCAGGAAAGCAGCAGCUGGAAGCUGGGACUAGAUUUGAAGAAGUUUAGCAGCCUGCAGGUCGGGGGAACACGUUCCAGUGCAUAUAACUUUGCUACAGCCAGGAGCCGAGAGGACCGCUACACCUUCAGCACACACAGGACGACCUGUAGCCGUUACAGGUACCGUGUGUCAAACAGACCGCCCCUCAGCUCUGGGUUCAGAAGGGAUGUGGAAAGGCUGCCCAAAUCCUACAGCUACUCAUACAGGCCCCAGUACAGACGGCUGAUAGAGACCUACGGCACACAUUAUAUCCGCCAGGUUUAUCUUGGGGGGCGAUUCAGGCGAGUCACAGCUACACGUACAUGUUUGUCCAGACUGAAUGGCCUCUCCUCGUACCAGGUGCACAGAUGCAUAUCACUGGGUCUCACUGUAGGCCUGGGGAAGGCAAAACUGCGCGCUGGUCACAACACCUGCACCAAAGUCCUACAGAACCAGGAUGUCGCUUCCUCAUACAGCUCUGGACUUCACCAGCAUUACACAGAGGUGGUAGGAGGCACAGGUUGGGGGGGGGCUGUUGCACUCACCCAUAACAACUCCCUGGGCUACCGAAAUUGGCUGAAAACCCUCAAGGAUGUCCCUGGCGUUGUUGGGUAUUCCCUAAGACCACUGCACGAGCUGCUGUCAGACUGGAGACAAAAGCUGGCACUGAAGGCUGCCAUAGAGCAGUACUUAAAAGACAACGCCAUCAGGAGGUCAACCAGACAACCAUACUGCCGCAGUUACCCUAACCUGGAUUUCAGGUGCUGUCCUGAAAGGGCCUGGAGGGGAACACUGGUGGUGACCAUUGUCCGAGCGUGGCGUCUAAAAGGAGAUUUUUGGGGCAAGACUGAGGGGUAUGCCAAAAUGUGGUACGGCUCCAUCUACCGCAAGACCCGUGUGAUCCAAUCGAACUACCCUCGCUGGAACGCACGUUACUAUCUGGGCAAUGUGGACACACACUUGGGUCUGAAGAUUGAAGUCUGGGAUGAAGACUGGGGCAGAGACGACCGUCUGGGAUCAUGUCUGAGGUACCUGAGACAGGGGACACACAGAUUGACCUGCCCAGCCAAGAGAGGCGGCGUCGAGGUCCUGUACACUCUCACCUGCGACCGCCACCUGACUGGAGACAGGUGCAACAAGUACAAACCGUCUCCAUAUUGA
Molecule: messenger RNA, 1554 nt
Organism: Xiphias gladius (swordfish)
Lineage: Eukaryota; Metazoa; Chordata; Actinopteri; Istiophoriformes; Xiphiidae
Product: perforin-1-like
Exons: 9
Coding region: 1-1554 (517 amino acids)
Source: RefSeq, a predicted model, not a curated record